Messenger RNA from Ipomoea triloba (trilobed morning glory), 1026 nucleotides. RefSeq names its product F-box/FBD/LRR-repeat protein At1g13570-like. Lineage: Eukaryota; Viridiplantae; Streptophyta; Magnoliopsida; Solanales; Convolvulaceae. Bases 1 to 1026 code for a protein of 341 amino acids. The record is from RefSeq and is a predicted model, not a curated record. The transcript is spliced from 3 exons.
AUGGCAAACAUAAUAGAUCGCAUUAUCAUGCACCGUGCUGCACCGGUUAAGAAAUUUACCCUAUCUGAUUCCGAGUCAGGUCUUAUGCUGAGUCAGUGUGAUUUAGACAGGUGGUGUCUUUUUCUAUCAAGAAAUGGGGUUGAGGAACUUAGCAUUGCUUUAGUUGAUUCGGGAAUAAAAUAUGAUCUGCCAUUUUGCAUACUCUCCUGUCCUACAAUUAGGCAUCUGAACCUUGAAGGUUUCCUUAUUAGUUUCCCGCGUAAUGCUCGUUGUAUAUUUCCUGGUGUCACCUUAUUACGGUUCAAGAAUGUGGAGUUUAUGCCUAAUGAUAAUGGAAUUGUGUCUUGUGUUAUUCCUAAUCUUGAGAAGCUGUCUUUCAGUGGUUCUUGUGGAGCAAUCAAUAAUUUUGAGAUCAGUUCUCGAAAACUUGAAAGCUUCUCUGCUGUUGAUGUAGUGUAUGUGUUUGAACCGAGAUGGCUUACGUUUCAUUUGAAAGCAAUAAAGACACUUUGUUUGUCUGGCCUUUUAUUGUCGCGUAAACCUGUUGCAGAAGCCGUACCGACAUUCCCAACUGCAGUAAAUCUGCAAGUAAUGAAGCUGUAUGAAUUAAGUUUUGGUUGUGGGAAGCAGCUCACUCUUGCUAUGAAAUUGAUUCAAAAAUGUCCUAAUCUAUGUGAAUUGGGGAUUAUGGCGGAAGAGUCAAGUUGGAGGGAUGACAAAGAAGCAGCUUCAAGACUAAGAGUUUUGAAGGAUUCAGAUGGUUGCUUUAAUAUUCGGGAUUUGAAGAAGCUUAACACGAUCAAGUUUGAAUGUCAUAGUGGAUCCACACUCGAAAUGCUAUUUUUGAAAGCACUGCUCUCGAAAUCCCCUCAACUCGAGAAAGUAUUUAUUCAGAAGGGUUUUACUAUGGAAUCUGAUAUCUCAAGGGAGUUGUUGUGCUUCCCGCUUGCAUCUCCAAAAGCACAACUCGUCUUCAAAGAGGCCUGGUUGCCACAUACCCUGAUUGGUCACCCUGAGCUUUGGUAA